Molecule: messenger RNA, 8725 nt
Organism: Mesoplodon densirostris (Blainville's beaked whale)
Lineage: Eukaryota; Metazoa; Chordata; Mammalia; Artiodactyla; Ziphiidae
Gene: NBEAL1
Product: neurobeachin like 1
Exons: 57
Coding region: 310-8475 (2721 amino acids)
Biological process (GO): intracellular protein localization
Cellular component (GO): cytosol; membrane
Molecular function (GO): protein kinase binding
Source: RefSeq, a predicted model, not a curated record
CUAGCUGCGGGGUGAUACGGGGCUUUAGCCUGGGAAGGGGGCAAGGGAAGCAAGUUAGACGUCGGCCUGGCGGCGGCGGCGGCACCACAACCAUCCAAUGUAGAGAGGCCAGGUGGGCAGGUCGACUUUCACUCUCAGAGGAUUGUCCAAACAAACAAACCAGGAAUUCUUCUCCUCCCCACGCCCUGCCCUGCAACACACGACAAACAUUCCCAGCAAGUUUGAAGAAGCAGACUAGAAAAUUCUGAGGGAUUCUGUGUCUUUGAAAUAUGUCAGUAGAAAAAUUAAAGUGCCAGAGUGAAAGCCAGAAUGGCAUCCAGAGAGAGACUCUUUGAACUUUGGAUGCUUUAUUGUGCGAAGAAAGAUCCAGAUUACCUGAAGCUGUGGUUGGACAAUUUUGUUUCUAGCUAUGAACAAUUCUUAGAUGUUGACUUUGAAAAGCUGCCUACCAGGGUAGAUGAUGUGCCUCCAGGAAUAUCUCUGCUUCCUGAUAAUAUUCUGCAGGUUCUGAGGACCCAGCUUCUACAGUGUGUUCAGAAAAUGGCAGAUGGGUUAGAGGAAGAACAACAAGCCUUGUCAGUUUUGCUUGUCAAGUUCUUCAUUAUUCUUUGCAGAAAUCUAUCUAAUGUAGAAGAAAUUGGGACUUGCUCGUAUAUCAAUCAUGUUAUCACUAUGACAACACUCUAUAUUCAACAAUUAAAAAGCAAAAAAAAAGAGAAGGAAUUGGCAGAUCAGACAUCUAUCGAAGAAUUUGUGAUCCAUGCGUUGGCAUUUUGUGAAAGUUUAUAUGACCCAUAUCGGAAUUGGAGGCAUAGAAUUUCAGGACGAAUCCUUAGUACUGUGGAAAAGAGCAGACAGAAAUAUAAACCAGCUUCUCUCACAGUGGAGUUUGUCCCUUUCUUUUAUCAAUGUUUUCAAGAAAGUGAGCAUCUCAAGGAGAGUCUUAAGUGUUGCUUAUUGCAUCUCUUUGGAGCCAUUGUAGCUGGUGGGCAGAGGAAUGCUUUGCAAGCAAUUUCUCCAGCCACCAUGGAGGUUCUCAUGAGAGUUUUGGCCGACUGCGAUUCUUGGGAGGAUGGAAAUCCUGAAGAAGUGGGUAGGAAGGUAGAACUUACUCUGAAGUGCCUUACAGAGGUGGUACAUAUCCUUCUCACUAGCAGCUCUGAUCAGCGUCAAGUGGAAACCAGCACUAUUUUGGAGAACUAUUUUAAAUUGCUAAAUUCAGAUCAUUCAGCUUUACCUAAUCAAAGGAGGUCCAGGCUGUGGGAAAGCCGGUUCAUAGCUCUACAGAUCAAAAUGCUGAAUACCAUUACAGCCAUGUUAGACUGCAGAGAUAGGCCUGUUCUUCAGGCUAUUUUUCUUAACAGUAAUUGCUUUGAACAUCUCAUACGACUGCUACAGAACUGCAAGCUAUUUUUAAAUGCUAACAGUAAGGUGGCAGACAAGAACGAGAAAGACCUUGCCAACAAAUUACUGACAGAAAUGAAUGAGGACCAGGUGUUUCAGGCACAGUUGGAUUGUUUGGCUGUAUCAACCAUUCAGGCUUUGACCGCAGUAAUGAACAAAUCUCCAGCUGCUAAGGAAGUAUUUAAAGAAAGAAUUGGUUAUACACAUAUGUUUGAAGUAUUAAAAUCACUGGGUCAGCCACCACUGGAACUACUUAAAGAACUUAUGAAUAUGGCUGUAGAGGGUGAUCACACUUCAGUUGGAAUUUUGGGCAUUAGUAAUGUCCAGCCUCUCUUGCUUCUUAUCCAGUGGCUUCCAGAGCUAGAAUCCCAUGACCUGCAAAUCUUCAUCUCUGAUUGGCUGAAAAGAAUUUGUUGUAUUAAUAGGCAGAGUCGAACUACUUGUGUCAAUGCAAACAUGGGAAUUAGAAUCAUUGAAACCCUUAAUUCCCAUUCUUCCCUCCAUCGAACUUGUGCUGAGAACUUGAUUGCACUCCAUGGUUCAUUGGGGAGUCAGUCAGUGAGCUCAGAAGAAAUCCGUCAACUACUAAGAUUGUUGAGAGUGGAUGAAUCUGAGUACAUUCACCCCUAUACCACUCUUGUAACUCGAGCAAUCCUGACAAUGGCCCGAAAACAAAGUCUAGAGAGCGCACUGCAGUAUUUUAAUUUGUCACAUAGUAUGGCAGGAAUUUCUGUGCCUUCCAUACAGAAAUGGCCAGGGUCUGCCUUUUCUUUCAAUGCUUGGUUUUGCUUAGAUCAGGAUCAGUUGACUCUUGGCAAUGCUAACAAAGGAGGAAAAAGAAAACAAUUGUACAGCUUUUUUACAGGAAGUGGCAUGGGUUUUGAAGCUUUUAUUACCCAUUCAGGUAUGUUGGUUGUGGCAGUGUGCACGAAAAGAGAAUAUGCAACAGUUAUGCUUCCUGACCACAGUUUCUGUGAUUCCCUCUGGCACAACAUAACCAUUGUUCACAUGCCUGGAAAAAGGCCCUUUGGUCAGAGCCUUGUAUAUAUCUAUGACAAUGGACAGCAGAAGGUCUCUGCCCCUCUGAGAUUUCCUGCCACGAAUGAACCUUUUAUUUCUUGCUGCAUUGGUUCAGCUGGGCAAAGAACCACCACUCCUCCACCAUCCCAAAUCCCAGAUCCACCUUUUUCUUCUCCCAUUACCCCUCAUCGAACAUCAUUUGGUGGAAUUUUGUCAUCAGCUUCCUGGGGAGGAACAAUGGAAAAAUCAAAGUUGAUUACCAAAUUGAUAUCAGCUGGAACACAAGACAGUGAAUGGGGGUGUCCCACAUCUCUGGAGGGUCAGCUGGGGUCUGUUAUCAUCUUCUAUGAAGCACUGCAGCCUCUUCAGGUGAAGGCAUUAUAUUUAGCAGGUCCAAACUGUUUAAGCCCUUGGAAAUUUCAAGAGUCUGACAUGGCUGACCUGCCUGGUAACAUCCUUCUUCACUACACUGCAAAGGCCUGCAAAAAUUCAAUCUGUCUUGAUUUAUCUACUAAUUGUUUGCAUGGAAGGUUAACAGGAAACAAGGUAGUAAACUGGGACAUUAAGGACAGCAUAAACUGCAUAGGUGGAGUAAAUGUACUCUUUCCUCUCAUGGAACAAAUCAGCCACUUUGGUGAAGGACAGAUUCCUGAGGGAUUGAAUGAAAGCACCGUUCCUGAAUUGAUAACACCUGUAGAAGGAGAUUGGGUGGUAUUGAACUCCACAAAGGCAUCAGAGUCAAGACUAGAGAGAAAUUUAAUUGCAACAUUUAUCUUGAUUGUGAAACACUUUAUUCAAAGACAUCCUAUUAACCAGGACAAUCUUAUUCACUCCCAUGGAGUUGCCAUUCUUGGUGCCUUACUUCAGAAGGUGCCAAGCACCUUGAUGGAUGUUAAUGUAUUGAUGGCAAUUCAAUUACUCAUUGAGCAGGUAUCAUUAGAGAAAAAUAUGCAGCUCCUGCAACAAAUGUAUCAGUAUUUACUCUUUGACUUCCGUAUUUGGAACCGUGGAGAUUUUCCCUUUCGAAUUGGUCACAUACAGUAUCUUUCCACCAUCAUCAAGGACAGCAGGAGAGUUUUCCGAAAGAAGUAUGGUGUACAGUUUCUCCUAGAUACACUUAGGAUUUAUUAUGGGAGUGAUUGUAAAUAUAGUGAGCUGUCUCUAGAUGAUAUUCGAACAAUAAGGACCUCUUUGUAUGGACUAAUUAAAUAUUUUCUGUGCAAAGGCGGAACUCAUGAAGAGAUACAAAGUAUUAUGGGUUAUAUAUCUGCUAUCAAUGAAGAAGAACAGCUUUUUGGAAUUUUGGACAUAGUCUUCGGUCUCCUACGUACCAGCCCAACUAGAGGUCAACUUUUCUUACUGCUGUUUGAACCAGGAAAUGCUGACAUACUUUAUGCCUUGCUCUUAAAUCAGAAAUACUCUGACAGACUAAGAGAAAUCAUUUUUAAGGUUAUGGAACAGAUGUUGAAAUGCACGAACGUUUAUGAACGAAGUAAACAACGUAUUCGACUUAGAGAAGUUGGCUACUCAGGAUUAGGGCUCCUUCUUAAUGAAGCACCUGUUAAUACUUCUCUCAUUAAAAGUCUCACCAAUCAAAUUAUAAAUACAGAUCCUGCUGUUAAUUUCAAAGAUCUGUUAUCUGUGGUAUAUAUAUCUCACAGAGCACAUAUAAAUGUCAGGGUGGUCAUCUGCAGAGAGAUUUUACAGAUUUUACAGUCCCAGCCAGAUGCAGCACAUCAAAUAGCUCAACAAGUGGGUUGGCAAGACACUUUAGUUAGGCUUUUUUUAAAAGCAAAUUUUGAAAAUGGAAAUACUCUUCAUAAGCACAGUAGGGCUGUUGUAAUGAAAGACAAUGAUAAAAAUAUAUCAGCUGAAGAUAUGAAGAGGAACUCUGAUGAAAAGACAGAUGAGGAAAAAAUCAGCUCUUUUGCCUCAGCUCAUGUGUCUUCAGAUCAGUGGAGUUUGGAGGAUAGACACUCCCCAGACUCGAACACACCAUUAUUUCAAGAAGAUAGCUUGAUGGGAGAAUUAUCUUUCAAAUCAGAGAAUCGAGGAGAAUUCUGGCAUAAUAACCCUUCACAUCUGAGUUUAGAUCUCAGUGGAAUUGAUUCAUGUGAACUGAGUGAUAGUGGAAGUCAAAUGCCAGACAGCUUGCCUAGCACGCCAUCCCCGAUAGAGUCCACUAAGUCAUUUUCUGUGCAAUCUGACAAAGAAAGCAGCAUCACAAAUGAUGUGGGCUUUAGUGAUGACUUCUCUUUACUUGAAAACCAAGAGAGAUGUGAGGAAGAGCUUAUUCAAUUACUGACAAAUAUUUUGAACUGUGUAAUGUGUAAGGGACUAGAAAAGUCUGAUGACGAUACUUGGAUUGAACGGGGACAAGUGUUUUCGGCACUAACUAAACCAGGAAUAUCCAGUGAGCUACUUCGACCAUCAGAUGAAAUAAAACUAAUUUUGCUACAGAAGAUGUUAGAAUGGGCAGUCACAGAAAACAGAGAAGCAAAAUUUAAUCCAGUAACUGCUGAAAAUGCUUUCCGACUCAUGCUGAUCAUACAGGACUUUCUGCAGUCAGAGGGACUAGUUAAUUCGAACAUGUGGACUGAGAAGCUUUUAGAGGAUAUGAUGCUGCUCUUCGACAGUCUGUCAGUCUGGUAUUCUGAAAGUCCAGUAUGGGUGAAACUAUCUCAGAUUCAAAUCCAGAUGCUUCUAGGCUUCAUUGGAAGGGGUAAUUUGCAGGUUUGUGCAGUGGCAUCAGCUAAGCUCAACACCCUUCUUCAGACCAAGGUGAUUGAAAAUCAGGAUGAAGCAUGUUACAUUUUAGGGAAGCUGGAACAUGUUCUAAGUGAAUCAAUCAAGGAACAGACUGAAAUAUACUCAUUUCUGAUUCCGCUUGUCCGUACCCUGGUUUCCAAAAUUUAUGAGCUUCUCUUCAUGAACUUGCAUCUGCCUUCUUUACCUUUUACCAAUGGAAGCUCUUCAUUUUUCGAAGAUUUUCAAGAAUAUUGCAGUUCAAAUGAAUGGCAAGUUUACAUUGAAAAAUAUAUUGUACCUUAUAUGAAGCAGUAUGAAACCCGUGCAUUUUAUGAUGGUCAUGAGAGCAUGGCACUCUAUUGGAAGGAUUGUUAUGAAGCCUUAAUGGUGAAUAUGCAUAAACGAGACCGGGAAGGGGGAGAGAGCAAGCUCAAGUUUCAGGAGUUUUUUGUGGAGCCAUUUAAUCGAAAAGCACGCCAAGAGAACUUGAGGUAUAAUAAUAUGCUUAAACAACUUAGCAGUCCACAGUUAGCCACUCUGAGACGCUGGAAGGCAAUAAAGCUCUAUCUUACAUGUGAAAGGGGACCUUGGGCUGAAAGGAAGCAAAAUCCACUUCACUGGAAACUAGCUAACGUAGAAAAUUAUUCCCGCAUGAGACUUAAAUUGGUGCCAAAUUAUAACUUCAAAACCCAUGAUGAAGCUAGUGCUUUGAGAGAUAAUCUAGGUAUCCAGCACUUGCAGCCUUCCAGUGAUCCACUGCUUUUGGAAGUAGUGAAACAAGUAAAAGUUAGUGAUAUGGAGGAGGAUAAAUUAGAUCUUCCUGAAGAGGAAAUAACAGCCAGAGUAAAUAUUGAUGAGAAAGAACAGGAUCAAAAAGAAAAAUUGGUGUUGUCGGAAGACUGUGAACUCAUUACAAUAAUUGCCAUAAUUCCUGGCAGAUUAGAAAUCACUACUCAACACAUUUACUUCUAUGAUGGCAGCAUUGAAAAAGAGGACGGAGUAGGCUUUGAUUUCAAGUGGCCUCACUCUCAAGUUCGAGAGAUUCACCUACGACGGUACAACUUAAGGAGGUCAGCCCUUGAGAUUUUUCAUGUUGACCAAUCCAACUACUUUCUCAAUUUCAAAAAAGAGGUUAGAAACAAAGUAUAUAGCAGACUGUUGUCACUUCAUUCUCCAAAUAGUUAUGGAACCAGAUCACCACAGGAGUUAUUCAAAGCAUCAGGAUUGACACAGAAAUGGGUAAACAGAGAGAUAUCAAAUUUUGACUACCUCAUUCAAUUAAAUACAAUGGCAGGACGAACCUAUAAUGACCUUGCGCAGUAUCCUGUGUUCCCCUGGAUUUUACAAGAUUAUACUUCAGACGAGUUGGAUCUUAAUAACCCAUCUGUAUUUCGAGAUCUUUCCAAACCAAUUGGGGUAGUUAAUGAUAAAAAUGCCAAAGCCAUGCGAGAAAAAUAUGAAAAUUUUGAGGAUCCUAUGGGAACUAUUGAUAAAUUUCAUUAUGGUACUCACUAUUCAAAUUCUGCUGGGGUUAUGCACUAUCUUAUUCGUACAGAACCAUUCACCACCCUCCACAUCCAGCUUCAGAGUGGAAGGUUUGACUGUGCAGAUCGACAAUUCCAUUCCAUCCCUGCUACCUGGCAGGCUCUCAUGGACAAUCCAUAUGAUGUGAAGGAACUUAUUCCUGAAUUCUUCUAUUUCCCAGAAUUUUUGGAAAAUCAAAAUCAAUUUAACUUCGGUCGUCUACAAGUUUCCAGAGAAGUAGUAAAUGAUGUCCUUCUCCCCAAAUGGGCUAAGUCAGCUGAAGAUUUCAUCUAUAAACAUAGGAAAGCUCUGGAGUCUGAAUAUGUUUCUGCUCAUCUUCAUGAAUGGAUAGAUCUGAUUUUUGGCUAUAAACAGAGGGGGCCAGCUGCAGUGGAGGCACUCAAUGUUUUCUAUUACUGUAGUUAUGAAGGAGCUGUGGAUCUGGAUGCCUUAACAGAUGAGAAGGAAAGAAAAGCCUUAGAAGGGAUGAUUAACAAUUUUGGGCAAACACCUUGUCAACUGUUAAAGGAACCACACCCUUCUAGAUUAUCAGCAGAGGAAGCAGUGCAGAAGCAAACCAAAACAGACACUUCAACCUUUAACUUAUUUCAACACCUCCCUGAACUCAAGUCAUUUUUUAUAGAGGGAAUUAGUGAUGGUAUUCCACUCAUAAAGGCCAUUGUCCCCAAAAAUCAGUCUCGUUCUUUUAUUUCACAAGGCAGUCCUGAGUUACUGAUAACAGUAAGCAUGAACUAUGUUAUUGGAACCCAUGGAUGGCUGCCUUAUGACAGAAACAUUUCUAAUUACUUUACAUUCAUCAGGGAUCAAACUGUGACAAAUCCAAAAACUCAGCGUAGUAUGAAUGGACCUUUUGCUCCAGGGCUGGAGAUCACUUCUAAGCUAUUUAUAGUAUCACAUGAUGCGAAGUUGCUUUUUAGUGCUGGACACUGGGAUAAUAGCAUUCAAGUGAUGUCACUUACAAAAGGCAAAAUUGUUUCACACAAUAUCAGACAUAUGGAUAUUGUGACUUGUUUAGCUACAGAUUACUGUGGAAUACAUUUGAUUUCUGGUUCCAGAGAUACUACAUGUAUGGUAUGGCAGAUAACCCAACAGGGAGGUGUUCCUGUGGGCCUAGCAUCUAAACCGUUUCAGAUUCUGUACGGACACACUGAUGAGGUAUUGAGUGUUGGCAUCAGCACUGAGCUAGACAUGGCAGUGUCAGGAUCAAGGGAUGGCACUGUGAUUAUACAUACCAUUCAGAAAGGUCAGUAUAUGCGGACUUUACGACCACCUUUUGAGAGUUCUCUGCUCUUGACCAUUCCCAAUUUGGCUAUAUCUUGGGAAGGACAUAUUGUCAUCUACUCCAGCAUUGAAGAAAGUACCACCCUCAAGGAUAAGAAUGCAUUGCAUUUGUUUUCUGUAAAUGGCAAGUAUCUACGGUCUCAAGUCCUGAAGGAACAAGUAUCAGAUAUAUGUGUAAUUGGAGAGCACAUUGUCAUGGGCAGCUUACAAGGAUUCCUGUCCAUAAGAGAUCUCCACAGUUUGAAUCUCAGCAUCAACCCAUUAGCCAUGCGAUCACCUAUCCACUGUGUUUAUGUAACCAAAGAAUAUAGCCAUAUUCUUGUAGGAUUAGAAGAUGGCAAAUUGAUUGUCGUGGGUGUUGGCAAGCCAGCUGAGAUGCGCUCAGGUCAGCUUUCUCGAAAAUUGUGGGGAUCUAGCAAGCGGCUCAGCCAGAUUUCAGCUGGAGAGACUGAGUAUAAUCCUCAAGAUUCCAAGUGAUUGUUAUUUCUUCCUUCUGUCAUGGAUAACUGAAAUUUGAUUUAUUGCUUUGUCACUUUAAUCUGUGACAGAUUAAAUGUGACAUUAAAUCACUUUAAUGUCACAUCUCUCAACUAUCUUAAAUGUUUCAGGGCUGUUAUCCCUGAAAAUCAUUUAGGGAUUACCAAAAUUUGGUAUCGUAUGUGUAUAAAAUCAUAGGUUAUAUUAUUAUUAUCCACUAAAAAAAUUUCUGGUUAACAUCACUGAAUCU